This is a messenger RNA of Pseudogymnoascus verrucosus, 408 nucleotides long. RefSeq lists its product as uncharacterized. Lineage: Eukaryota; Fungi; Ascomycota; Leotiomycetes; Thelebolales; Thelebolaceae. The record is from RefSeq and is a predicted model, not a curated record. The transcript is spliced from 2 exons. Bases 1 to 408 code for a protein of 135 amino acids.
AUGGAAUUCUAUGCGCGGCCGGAAGAUCGUAACCCUGACCAGUGUGGAACUCCCUACAUAUUUACGAACUACCUCGGCAACUCGCCUGGGACGCUUGUUUCAAUGGCAUAUAUUGUGAGGGUUUUCGAUGGGAGUGCAAACCUUCCUGUUGCGCCAUCUACAAAUGCUACCCCAAGAACCCGACGGGAAAUACGACGACAAUUAAGGGAAAUGAGUGAAAUUCGACGCCAUAGAGUUCCUUCUACUCUUCCUGCACUCAGGGCAGGCGAAUCGUCUGGGAGCUCAAGAAACCGCGCCGUUCCGGACUAUCAGGACCAAGGCAAUUAUGGCUUAGUUCAAGCCCCAGACCCGAGGGCAGGGCCGAGUGCUAAUAAUCGUGGUGGCGGAGGCGGAUAUUACAGAUACUAG